CUGUCGUUGGAGAAGCGUGUCCAUUGCUGAGCUCCGACUUCCUGUUUGAAUACUAAAUGAAAUCACGUGGUCUAAAAGCAGAACGCAGCUUCUUUUGUUCAAAUCAAUCAAACCAGAGACGGCUCAGCUGCGGACCCUCUAACCACCGUACCAAACUGAUACAAUGCCACGUAAGAGGGUGACCGAGGUCUCUGGAAAUGGUGGGAUAAAGAAGAAGAAGCCCAGUGGAAAGAGGAAAGAACGUGAUUUCAGUAGUGAUGAUGAGUUUGACUUUGAACAGGAGAACAAUAAAAGUUCUGGCAAAACCACCACAAAGUCUGGACUCCAACCUGUGUCAGUGGCCGAUGACGUGAAAGAGAAAAUAAGACUUGAGUGCCCCAAGGUCAAAGGUCAACUACUCAUCUUUGGUGCAACUAAUUGGGAUUUGAUUGGUAGGAAAGAGGUGCCCAAACAGCAAGCGGCAUUCCGCAACCUUGGCCAGAAUCUUUGGGGUCCUCAUCGUUACGGGUGCAUGAAUGGGAUCCCGGUCAGCUGUGUGAUAUCAGGUCCCUGUGCUGCCCACAGUCUCCUCCUGACUACGGAGGGCAAGCUGUGGAGCUGGGGUCGUAACGACAAAGGUCAGCUUGGCCAUGGCGACACAAAGCGUCUUGAGGCUCCAAAAUUAAUCGAGGGUCUGGCAGAUCAAGUGAUUGUCACUGCGGCGUGUGGACGCAAUCACACUCUGGCGCUCACAGAAAAUGGCACUGUGUAUUCCUUUGGUGAGAACAAACUGGGCCAGCUUGGUCAAGGGAACCAGACAGAUGCUGUCCUCAGCCCAGCGCCAAUCUGCUACAAUGGUCAGCCAUUGGUGAAGGUGGCCUGUGGUGCAGAGUUCAGCAUGGUGGUCGACUGCAAAGGAAACCUCUACUCUUUUGGCUGCCCGGAGUACGGACAGCUAGGUCACAACAGUGACGGCAAGUUCAUCGCUCGUGCUCAGCGCAUUGAGUUUGACUGUGAACUGAUCCCCCGCCGGGUUGCUAUCUUCAUUGAAAAGACGAAGGAUGGCCAGGUCACACCUGUGCCCAAUGUGGUCGUCCGAGAUGUAGCCUGUGGGUCGAACCACACGUUGGUCUUGGACUCUCAGAAGAGAGUGUUCUCUUGGGGUUUUGGUGGUUAUGGCCGUCUGGGACACACAGAGCAGAAGGAUGAGAUGGUCCCUCGGCUGGUCAAGCUGUUCGACUUCCCAGGACGCGGUGCAAGCGCUGUUUGUGCUGGCUACCAGUGUUCCUUUGCCAUCAGCGAGAUGGGAGGUCUCUUCUUUUGGGGUGUGACAAACACCUCGAGGGAGUCCACCAUGUAUCCAAAAGCAAUACAGGAUCUGAGUGGCUGGAAGAUCCGCAGUGUGGCGUGUGGAAAGAGCAGUAUCAUCAUUGCUGCAGAUGAGAGCACCAUCAGCUGGGGACCCUCGCCCACCUUUGGAGAGCUGGGAUACGGUGAUAACAAACCCAAAUCGUCCACCACAGCUCAAGAGGUCAAGACCUUGGAUGGCAUCUAUGUUGAACAGGUGGUGAUGGGCUACUCCCACUCCCUGGUCAUUGCCAGACAGGAGACCCAGCAGGAGCAGGAAAGACUGAAAAAGCUGCCUGAAUACAACCCUCGAACAAUCUAAGGCCCACCAGCAGAAGACCCCUGGAAAGCACUCCUCGGCCAGCUGCGGUCUGAACGGAUCUGGUGCCACAUGUCUCGACUACCAGCUGACCAAAUUGACACCAAUAUAAAGAGAAAAAAAUCAAAAUGGGUCAAGCGUGCAUGUUCUUGUUGUGUCUGUGUUGCAGUAUUACAAUGUCACUUUUACGGGUGCUCUUUCAAAGACCAACAGUCUAGGCCUGAGACUUUCUCUUCAGGUGUGGACAUGAUGAAAUUUGUUACAUUCCUUUUUUUCAAUUGUGUCUCAUUUGUCUUUGUCUAUGCUCAACUCUACUUGGCUGGUGAGAAUUUUAAUAACCAACAAUGUCUGGUUAAUGAAGACAUGUCUAUUUUUUUUAUGGUGACGGUUCUGGGUUGUUUUUUGAUUGAA
Messenger RNA from Synchiropus splendidus (mandarinfish), 2056 nucleotides. RefSeq names its product regulator of chromosome condensation 2 (gene rcc2). The record is from RefSeq and is a predicted model, not a curated record. The transcript is spliced from 13 exons. Bases 164 to 1648 code for a protein of 494 amino acids. NCBI's taxonomy places the organism in Eukaryota, Metazoa, Chordata, Actinopteri, Syngnathiformes, Callionymidae.